UCUGCCACCUUUGGCCCUCCUUAAAACGGAGCUGCGGGACUCAGUGGGAGGGUUUUAUUCCAGCCUGCAGACUCAUUCCCGGCAGACACAUUCACCCACGCCUGCACCUACAUAUAACUUUGCCAUGGCAUCUCCACUGAAGAGUCUGGUUCAUGAUGAUAGCAGGUACCAGAAAUCCUUCAAACUUUUUCUGGAGCGCUCCUCUGAGCAUCAGUGUAUGCGGGACUUCAUCCACAAUCUACUGCCAGAUAUACUGGCCAGCAUUGGAGAUGGAAAGUCCCAUCUAAAUAUCAUCGGAGUUGGAAGUGGAGCUGGGGAGAUUGACCUUGAGAUGCUCUCCGAGCUCCGUCUGAAGCACCCAGGGGUGACUGUGGAUAACGAGGUGGUGGAGCCCAGUGGCCAGCAGCUACAUAACUACAGAGUUCUGGUGUCACAGAAACCUGGUUUAGAUUACGUCAAAUUUAACUGGAACAAGAUGACUGCCUCUGAGUUUGAGGAGCACUGGAAAGUGAAAAAGAUGACUAAGAAAGCAGACUUCAUUCACAUGAUACAGAUGCUGUAUUAUGUGAAGGAUCCUGGAGCUACCAUCAGCUUCUUCCAGAGUCUCCUCGAAAAGAAUGGGAAGCUUCUUAUCAUUCUAGUCUCUGGUGAGAGUGGAUGGGGAAACCUGUGGCGGACUUACAGGAGCCAGCUCUGUAACACAGAAAUAAGUCAGUGUGUGACUACUGGAGACAUCAAAAGCUUCCUGGACUCCAAGGGAGUGAGCUACCAGAGCUACGAGCUGCCAUCUCAAAUGGAUAUCACCGAGUGUUUCACUGAGGGGGAUGAGAAGGGAGAGCUGCUGCUUGAUUUUCUCACUGAGGUGCUGGACUUCAGUAAGACAGCCCCACCUGAGCUGAGAACUGGUGUCUUGGAGUUACUUCGGCACCCAGACUGUAGUGUAGAGUCCAACGGCAAAGUUAUUUUUAACAACAACCUUGGAGUAAUAGUCAUAGAUUAGCUCACUUAAAAACAGGCUGUUAAUAAAGUGAAUGUUAAAUUUAGAACCUAGUUGUUAAAUUAAUUAAAAUGGGCUGAUUGUUUUAAAAUUGUUUGGUUUAUAAGCUUUUUUGUAAGCUUUUAGUCUUUGUGAAAUGCUUUGAUGAUCAAUUCUGUACAAACCUGCUUCCACACAACCUGAACCUGAUCUCCAGGAGCCUUUUUUGAUUAUAUAGGUUUUAUAAAAGUAGUUAUAGGUGUAGAUACCAGUAUUCUUUAUUAAUUAUUUAUAUUCAUAUUUUUAUAUAUACAAAAUUAAAAAUGUCUUGAUUGUAAUCUUCUUUCCUAAACCAAUUUUGUUUCGAGCCACCCAAACAAAAUGUAAUGAUCACAAUUUUAAUCAGAUUCAGAUAUCAGCUUCAGAUUCUACGUCAUAUAAUUUUUAUGGGCUACAGCUGGCAGGCUGUGCUACCAACCACAUUACACUGCUGCUCUCAUUGGAUCCUAUUACUUUGGAGAUAUAAAAAUAAAUGGAAAAUUGAACAUUACAUUUUCCAUGGAGAUCGAGCUGUUAAUUUUAGAUAAGCUGAACACUCCUGUCGGGGUGUCUUUUGUGUCUUUGCUUUUGAAUGUUGUACAUUGAAAUAGUUGCAGAUUACAUUUACAUCACAGAGACAUAUUAAAAACCUCCAUCUUUUUAUGGUUGUCUUUCUAUUUUGCAUGGUAGCUGUAUAUGUAUAUUUCCAUAUUAAUAAUUGUUAGACUUUAAAAUACACACAAAUUUCUUGUAAAUAUUUUUUUCCUGUCUCAAAAUUGUUUUAAUAUGAGGUAUAAAACAUGGCUGAACUGACUGGAAGAUAAAGCAAUGGUACUAACUAGUUUAUGUAAUUUAUAUUUGCUUUAUUAACUGUCUUUCCAGGUCAAUGACUUGAGCCUAUAUGUUUCACUGAUUUGGGGCUCUAGUGUGGCUUAUAAAUGCAAAAAUAAACAACCAACCGGUACAGAAGGGCUUUUAUACUGACUGUGAUAACUCUACACAACCUAAAUUUAAUUAUACUUUGGAAAACCAUAUAUUCAGCUUUACAACCUGCACCAGCGGUAGGUACAGACUGACAUUUGCAAUGUAUUGGUUAGGUAAACACUAGCAAAAUGGUAGCUGCUGGUCUCAGCCAACAAAAGUAUCACUGAUAUAUGAAGUAUUGGCACCAUCUUGAGGGCAACAUUAGUAACUGUCUGUGUGAUAUAUGGGUGGGCAGAUCAAGGGUACAGAUCACAGACAACUUAAGGAACUUAAGAGACCACUGAUCAUCUAUAUUACAAAAGGCGUAAAGCUCUCUCUCUCACACAC
Morone saxatilis (striped sea-bass) is the source of this 2326-nucleotide messenger RNA. RefSeq names its product histamine N-methyltransferase (gene hnmt). Lineage: Eukaryota; Metazoa; Chordata; Actinopteri; Moronidae. Gene Ontology annotation, molecular function: N-methyltransferase activity. The transcript has 7 exons. Bases 125 to 1000 code for a protein of 291 amino acids. The record is from RefSeq and is a predicted model, not a curated record.